AUGCAACGCGUGUCCGUGACGGCCACCGGCAGCUUCAACGUCGACGAAGAGAUGUAUGAUGGGGACGAGUACUAUGGCUCCGAAGACGAGGAUGUCGUCGAAGAGGACUCCGAGUUCUCCCACGAUGCGGCAGACUUUGCGAAACAGCUCGACAAGAUCGCUAGCUCCGAGGAAACAAGGGCGGGAAAGCGCAAUGAGAUUAUCGGCCUUGUCGAGGCCUACUAUGAGCUCGCCUUUAGGAAGCUCAGCGCCGCGCACGAGCUCCAACAGCGCUCACGUCAAGCCAGGCAGCACCGCUCCGAGGAUGAGUACAGCCAGGAAUCCAUGGACGUGGAUGAGGCCGAGGAGGGCACCAUCUCCGACGAGCAGUUCGCCGCCAUAGAGCGAGAGGUUCAGACGUGGGACUUCCUGCGGCGGCUCCUCCCUCUCAGAUACCCGGAGCGCAAGAAGGCCCAGCCCAAGCGCCGGGAGCCUGCCAAGUUUCAGACCGGCGCCGAGCUCUGGGAGGAGUUCCUCGAGUCCGACGCGGCUGCCCAGGAGCGGAAAGAGAUCCUCGAAGUCCUGCAGUGGACAGCUGACGAAAGCGGAAGCGACAUCGACGACAUGGUUCGUGACCUACAGCAGAACGCCGAGCGCGGGGAUAUCAUUGCCUAUGGCUGGCUACAUACGCGCUCAGCCAUCAAGAUGCAGAAGAAUGUUCACAGAUGGACAGGCCCCCUCGAUGCGAACUCGGCCGACGUCAAGGCCGCCCAUCGCGAUUCUACUGGCGCCAAUCCCUUGGUGACACAGCUCGACCCAGAUGUUGUGACGCGACAAGGCCGCAAGCUCCAGCCGCAGGACGAAUACUUUGAGCGAGCCAUCUGGCUGGGAUGUUACGAGCUGCUCCGUAGGGGCAGGAGUAUAACAGAGAUACGGGACUGGUGUGUGGAGAGGACGGAAGUCUGGCGUGCCAUGAGCAUGUCCGCUAUGCCUCUUUCGAAACACCCAGACGAGAAGCGCUUCAGCACGAACCCGCUAUCGAUGCUGCUUUGGCGCAGAACGUGUUAUGCCCUAGCACGACAAGGAGGGUCUGAUGACUACGAACGUGCCGUCUACGGCAUCCUCUCGGGCGAUGUCAAAUCCGUGGUGCCCGUUUGCAGCUCUUGGGACGAUCAUCUUUUUGCGCAAUGCAAUGCUCUUCUCCGUUCACAGUUCGAUGCGUACAUCCUGAGGCGCUCGCCGCGGGACGCCACGCAGUCCGUCACCCAGCUUCCUGUCUACGAUGCCGUCCAGUCGCAUGGUGACGAUGCCGCUACGGUCAGCGAGAGCUGGUUCAGUGCUUUGGACGACGCUGAAGCCCGAACACCGAUCAAGUCCCUUCAAGCAGCCAUCAUAUCAAAUACCAUAGAUCAGUAUCUUUACAACGAAGGUCUCGUCCUCGGUCAACAAGCAAACCAGAAGGAACCCUCCCGUCUCAUUCCCGACUUCAACAAAACCAAGUCAAAGGUAGACGAUGAGAAAUAUUUCUCUCUCAGCGACCAGAAUGGGUUGCGUAUCCUGGUUCACAUCUACUUGCUGAUAUCAAGCCUGGAGGAGUUGGAGGGUGGCGAGGUGGACCUUGAGUUGCGCAAGGCUCAGGAGAACGCCUUGGCGGCCUAUAUCAGCACCCUGCGGUUGAACAGUCUGGUGGACUUCUUGCCGCUAUACUGUUCAAAGCUCCAGGGAGAUCGUGCUUUCUACACCCUCAGCCGCAACGUCAGCAUGGUCGUGGACCAGGACACUCGAUCUAUGCUCCUGAGGUACAUGGAGAAGCUCGGCAUGAACAUUAAAGAAUUCGUCGUCUUUCAACCACAGUCUCUACUGAAGGAGUUCCCUGAAAACUCCGACGGGUUGGCGCAUGGCACUUUCAAGAUGCUAAUGGACGAACCCCCCUCAGUAAGAUUCGGCCGUCGUAUAAUACCGGACUUUCUGGGUGAGACUCCAGAUGAUCUUGAUCCGGUCGAAGAGCAGCUUAUCCAGUCGCUUGAGUGGAUGCUGCUUGUCGACGGUCUUUGGGAUGAGAUAUUCCGUGUGGGUGUCGCCGUCUACAAACGUUUCCUGAGAUCUGGCAACAUACAUGCAGCAAAAACUUUAUCUGAGAGAGUGUCCUGCGCAAAGAUCUUCACGGAAAAGGCCAGGAUUCCCAUUCAAGAUGAAUAUAACCUGGCCUGGUGGGACGAAGUGGCUAAUAAUGAGGACGAUCUGGUAGACGAGAAUAACAACCCACGGCAGCUUACGACAGCUCGCAACUACCUCGACCUCGAGUCGCUUGUGCGGGCCCUGGAUGCCAUGGAGACCGUCGGUGCGACCGCUGAUCUGCACCUUGACCCGACCUUCCAAAAGACCGCGGACUUCUUCCCUACACUUGGCGGCCACGUCAAGUAUGUCCAGAGCUUUAUGGCUCCUCUUCUCAACAAAUGGCUGCUUGAGAGCGUCGAAGAAGACCCGGACUUCGAACUACUACGGGACAUGUACCUUCCCGAGAUCAUCAUCGGCUACGUGAGCGUGCUGCACUACGCCGGUACGUCGCUGUCGCGCGACUACCUGCUGGAGGCCAUGGAGCUCGCGGCGCACAUUGCCGACAAGGAGUCGGACGUGGCGGCCGUGCUCAUGAAGAGCGGCCGCAUGCGCGAGGUCGUCGAGGCCUUUGCCAACGCCAGCAAGGCCCUCGCCGUCAGCAGCGAGGACAAGCGCAAAGGCGGCACCGGCAGCUCCAAGAAGAUGCGCGAGCUGGGCUGGAGCCGCGAGGUCUGGAGCGUCGGCCGCUGA
Neoarthrinium moseri is the source of this 2787-nucleotide messenger RNA. RefSeq lists its product as uncharacterized. NCBI's taxonomy places the organism in Eukaryota, Fungi, Ascomycota, Sordariomycetes, Amphisphaeriales, Apiosporaceae. The transcript is spliced from 5 exons. The record is from RefSeq and is a predicted model, not a curated record. Gene Ontology annotation, biological process: mRNA export from nucleus; post-transcriptional tethering of RNA polymerase II gene DNA at nuclear periphery; regulation of DNA-templated transcription. Gene Ontology annotation, molecular function: structural constituent of nuclear pore. Gene Ontology annotation, cellular component: nuclear pore outer ring; nuclear pore. The coding region runs from base 1 to 2787 and encodes 928 amino acids.